Staurois parvus is the source of this 389-nucleotide messenger RNA. Lineage: Eukaryota; Metazoa; Chordata; Amphibia; Anura; Ranidae. The record is from the annotation of a GenBank genome assembly.
UCAGUGUCUGAUGACGAAUUUCCCCACAAAUCAUUAUCACUCUAUUCUGCAAGUGGUUCUGAUUUACUAUCUCUGUUCUCUAGCCAGUCUAAAACCACUUUUGACCUAAAGGGACGCUUUUUGGACGCCAUGGACGUUUCUCAGUUUCCAGGCAGAAAGAACAGACAAAAUGCAGACAGGGGACAGGACAAAGCACUAGGGACAAAAUGUAUGGGAAAUGGGUUGAAACAGCAAUGUUUUACUAUGUAAAAUUUGUUUUGAAAAAAAUGAAAUUUUUUAAAAUUUUCAAAUUUCCCGCCCCCGACGUCACAGGGACCGGAACACAGAAGCCAGAUGCCGGCAUCGGCCAGAGGAGAUGGCCGGGGAAGCUGCAGGGGGCACAUCGCGGG